This is a messenger RNA of Sciurus carolinensis (gray squirrel), 1092 nucleotides long. RefSeq names its product somatostatin receptor 5 (gene Sstr5). Gene Ontology annotation, molecular function: neuropeptide binding; somatostatin receptor activity. Gene Ontology annotation, biological process: regulation of insulin secretion; neuropeptide signaling pathway; cellular response to glucocorticoid stimulus. NCBI's taxonomy places the organism in Eukaryota, Metazoa, Chordata, Mammalia, Rodentia, Sciuridae. The transcript has a single exon. Bases 1 to 1092 code for a protein of 363 amino acids. The record is from RefSeq and is a predicted model, not a curated record. Gene Ontology annotation, cellular component: membrane; neuron projection.
AUGGAGCCCCUGUUCCCAGACUCCACGCAGGGCCUGAACACCUCGGCUGACCCUGGAGGGGGCCCCAACGGGACGCAGGGAGCUCCGGCCCCCUCGGUGGGCACCCGGGCAGUGCUGGUGCCCUUGCUGUACCUGCUGGUGUGUGUGGUGGGGCUGGGCGGCAACACGCUGGUCAUCUACGUGGUCCUGCGCCACGCCAAGAUGAAGACGGUCACCAACGUCUACAUCCUCAACCUGGCUGUGGCCGACGUGCUGCUCAUGCUGGGGCUGCCCUUCCUGGCCACGCAGAACGCCGUCUCCUACUGGCCCUUCGGCCCCUUCCUGUGCCGCCUGGUCAUGACGCUGGACGGCAUCAACCAGUUCACCAGCAUCUUCUGCCUGACGGUCAUGAGCGUGGACCGCUACUUGGCCGUGGUCCACCCGCUGCGCUCUGCCCGGUGGCGCCGCCCGCGGGUGGCCAAGCUGGCCAGCGCGGCCGUCUGGGGCUUCUCUCUGCUCAUGUCGCUGCCGCUGCUGGUCUUCGCCGAUGUCCAGGAGGGCUGGGGCACCUGCAACCUCAGCUGGCCAGAGCCGGUGGGACUGUGGGGCACCGCCUUCAUCACCUACACGUCCCUGCUGGGCUUCUUCGGGCCCCUGCUCGUCAUCUGCCUCUGCUACCUGCUGAUCGUGGUGAAGGUGAAGGCGGCGGGCGUGCGCGUGGGCCACGCGCGGCGGCGGCGGUCGGAGCGCAAGGUGACCCGCAUGGUGGUGGUGGUGGUGCUGGUGUUCGUGGGCUGCUGGCUGCCCUUCUUCAUCGUCAACAUUGUCAACCUGGCCUUCACGCUGCCUGAGGAGCCCGCCUCCGCCGGCCUCUACUUCUUCGUGGUGGUCCUGUCCUACGCCAACAGCUGCGCCAACCCCCUGCUCUAUGGCUUCCUCUCCGACAACUUCCGCCAGAGCUUCCGGAAGGUUCUGUGCCUCCGUGGGGGCUACGGUGCAGAGGAUGCAGAUGCCAUGGAGCCACGGCUGGACAAGAGCGGGCGGCCACAGGAGGUGGCGCUGCCCGUGCGCAGUUGUGAGGCCAACGGGCGCGUGCAGACAAGCCGGCUGUGA